UACACCUCAACAUUCCUAAUACAGAAGAGCUUCUCUGUCAAAACACACAUCUCUCUCUCACACACACAGAUCCUUCUACACCUGCAAGUUCUUCUAACGCAGGGCAGGGGAGAAGCCUGUUCCUCGUGAGUACUCCUUCCUUCCUCACUUUCCCCACGCCACAAAUACCCCCCCCCCCCCCCCCCCAAGGCCUAGGUUUCCCUGGUUGAUUAUGUGGUUUCUAGAGAGAGAGAAAUCGAGAGAGAGAGAGAGAGAUGAUUUGGGAGGGAGGAUCGGCCGCAUCAUCUUCAUCAUCAGCAGCAUUGGCGGCGGCGGCGGAAGCGGAAGGAGGAGCAGAAGGAGGAGGGAGGAGGAAGCCGUCGUGGAGGGAGAGAGAGAACAACAGGAGGAGAGAGAGGAGGAGGAGAGCCCUAGCCUCCAAGAUAUACUCCGGAUUGAGAGCUCAGGGCAAUUACAACCUACCCAAGCACUGUGACAACAACGAGGUCUUGAAAGCUCUCUGCUCCGAAGCUGGUUGGACAGUCGAACCGGAUGGCACCACCUAUCGCAAGGGAUGCAAACCGCCUCCAUCUGAAAUUGGAGGCACUUCAACCAAUGUAACUCCAUGCUCUUCCCAAAGACCUUUUCUGCCAUCUUCUUUCUUUCCAAGCUCAAUUACUUCAUACCAACCGAGUCCUUCAUCCUCUUCCUUCCCGAGCACAUUUUCUUCUUACCAACCGAGUCCUUCAUCCUCUUCCUUCCCAAGUACAUUUUCUUCUUACCAACCGAGUCCUUCAUCCUCUUCCUUCCCAAGCCCAAUUCCUUCUUACCAGCCCAGUCCUUCAUCCUCUUCCUUUCCCAGCCCAUCCCGCCUUGAUGGCAACCCAUCAUCUCAUGUGCUUGCAUAUCUGCGCAAUGCCAUUCCUUCAUCUCUCCCUCCUAUCCGAAUCUCAAACAGUGCCCCCGUAACCCCUCCACUCUCAUCCCCAACCUCUAGACCUCCUAAGAAGAAAGCCACUUGGGAGUCCCUUGCUAAAGAAUGUAUGGCCUCCUUGAAUGAUUAUCCUUUCUUUGCUGCUUCUGCCCCAGCAAGCCCAACUCGAUGUCAGCGUUUUGCUCCAGUCACCAUACCUGAAUGCACCGAGUCUGAAACCUCCACUGUUGAUUCAAACCAUUGGAUGAGCUUCCAAACUUUUGCACCAAGUUUGAUCCCCAAAUCCCCAACUUUCAAUCUGGUCAGACCUAUGGCUCCCCACUUGUCUCCCAAUGAUGCAACGACAGAGAAGGGGAAAGGCCCAGAAUUUGAGUUUGAGACCAUCCCGGUGAAGCCAUGGGAAGGGGAGAGGAUUCAUGAGGUGGGAUUGGAUGAUUUGGAACUCACUCUUGGAAGUGGGAAGACUCGAAAUUAAGCUUCUACUAAUGGAUGGCUUGCAUUGUAAUUUGUGCAUGCAACCAUAACAGCAUUGAGCUUCUGUCGCUGGUUUAAAAUGCAGCCAUUCUGUGGAAGUCUCUGAUUAGUUGCUUGUAGAAAUGCAGAUCUUGAACCGAAUUUGAUUCUUGGGAGUAAUUGCAUUUUCAUGUGCUGUUUUUACCUCUUAACCUUUUUUUUUUUUUUUUUGAUCAUUUGGUGAUUACAUGACAUUGUUUAAUUUGUUUGUGUUGUUUUCACAAGUAUCACAUGUAGCUAUUGUGAGUUCCUUUCUUUUCAUUGGGAUCAAGGAGUUUUUUUCUCCUCUGUAGACUCUUGUGGGAAAACCUGAAGAAAAUUGAAUUAUUUAAAGAUAGUUUGUCUUGAUAAUAGAUAAUAGAAGCAACUUGUUGGAUGGCAAA
Messenger RNA from Camellia sinensis, 1809 nucleotides. Its product is annotated as protein BRASSINAZOLE-RESISTANT 2. Lineage: Eukaryota; Viridiplantae; Streptophyta; Magnoliopsida; Ericales; Theaceae. Gene Ontology annotation, biological process: DNA-templated transcription; brassinosteroid mediated signaling pathway. Gene Ontology annotation, molecular function: DNA-binding transcription factor activity. The record is from RefSeq and is a predicted model, not a curated record.